GUUAUAACUGUUGUCCCUCCUCCUCUAUCCUUAUAUUCAAUAAGCCUGUCCUCCCUCUGUUCUAUCUGUCCCUCCGUUCUGAGUCGUCAUGUUGUCCAUAGUGGUGGAACACAUCUUUCUCUUGGUCAUCGUCACUCUCAUUAGCGUCCUACAGAAUGCUUUCUUUGCAACAAAGGUAGAGAGGGAGGGUAAAGAGCACAACAACAAAACUGCUUUUGAGAGAGUGUCGUGCGCCAAUCGUAACUGUAUGGAUUCCUACCCUACCUUCCUAGCAGUGAUGUGGUGUGCUGGGCUCUGCCUUAACCAAGCUCCUGCUGCCUUCGCAGGGAUCAUCUACCUGGUGGCCAGGCAGAAGUACUUUGUCGGGUACAUGGGUCAGACAUGUCAGAGCACUCCAGGGUUCCUGUUUGGGAAACGCGUCCUGGCCUUCCUCAUCCUGAUGUGCAUUGUGGGUAUCUUCAACUUCCUGCUGGUGCGUUACCUCGGCAACGACUAUAAAGACACCAUGGAAACGAUCACCAACGCAGCCUCUGCUCUACUCCUUAUUCCCUGAACUACGGCAGUGACUAUAAAGUCUGUUUUGUGUCUGUGUUGAGGUACUACUGAAAGUGACUAUAAAGUCUGUGUUUUGUGUCUUUGCACAGUGCAAGGGUAGCAAGUGUGGUGACGUGAUGGGUGAUUCAAUGUGGUGCAAUUAUCCACUUCUGUGCUCAAUCAUUUAAUGUUUUAUAUUCUUUAUUUUUUUUAUAGUUUUGUCUGGGAAAUAAAAACAUAAAAGCUA
Molecule: messenger RNA, 781 nt
Organism: Oncorhynchus tshawytscha (Chinook salmon)
Lineage: Eukaryota; Metazoa; Chordata; Actinopteri; Salmoniformes; Salmonidae
Gene: alox5ap
Product: arachidonate 5-lipoxygenase-activating protein
Exons: 5
Coding region: 89-553 (154 amino acids)
Biological process (GO): leukotriene biosynthetic process
Cellular component (GO): nuclear envelope; membrane; endoplasmic reticulum
Molecular function (GO): glutathione peroxidase activity; glutathione transferase activity; enzyme activator activity
Source: RefSeq, a predicted model, not a curated record